Messenger RNA from Trichophyton benhamiae CBS 112371, 2667 nucleotides. RefSeq lists its product as uncharacterized. The record is from RefSeq and is a predicted model, not a curated record. Lineage: Eukaryota; Fungi; Ascomycota; Eurotiomycetes; Onygenales; Arthrodermataceae. The transcript has a single exon. The coding region runs from base 1 to 2667 and encodes 888 amino acids.
AUGGCCUGUAUCUUCGGCCCCGGUGGAUCCUCGCCUAACGAGAUGAGCCCAAGGAUGCCGGCUGCUACAUCCCCAGAUCUCAUAUUCAGCGAAGGCGAAGAAGGAGAGCAGCGGCCGAUGGCGAGGCACUCGCAGCUCUCUACAUUCGAACGCGUUCUCUCGACCCAUCCGCCCAUCCUCGAAUCGUUCCUCCUGCAGACCCCAACUGAAUCUAUCCUUCAACUCUACCACACCUCCUCAUAUCUCCGGUCUUUCCUCAAAUCAUAUCCGACAGCAUGGCAGUAUCUCUCAUUCCGACUCCUUUUGCCUUCCAGCACGCAGGUUCGCCCGCUGGUUGGAGCCACAGACUCGCAGGGAAACCAGCGCCAGUCCCGACCCUACGCACUUGACCAAUUACUACUUCACGUCAUCGUACCCUUUAGCCCUUCUCUUCGCAGUCUAGACCUGGAUAACACUGCUGUAUCGGGUCAGAACCUCAUUUCGAUCGUCCUCAGCGCACGCAGGGAUACACUCGAGCACAUCUCUGUCCGGGGAUGCAAAAAUGUGUCUCUGAAAUAUCAUAUCAUUCCUUACUUGACCAUGUUCGGGCUUCAAUAUGACACAGAAACUACAAAUCCGCUCGGCCCUUCGUCAAAAGUGAAACGUCUUGCUAUCAAAAGCCUCUACACCUACCGGUGUCGCCACCAUAGGAGACGCCCGUACCUAACCUCGUCUCUGCUUAGAAGAGACUCGGACUCAGAACCAACGCAUGAGCUCGUCAAUCUUUGCCAUAAGCUUGGUAUAUGGACUGAUACCGCUUGGUGUACUACUCCAGCUGGGCGUUGUUUCCGAAGACGGGGUUAUGUGGCCAUGAGGGUACCACAAGGCAGUCCUGAAGUGUGGGUUGUGUUCGACCGGCUAUGGAGGUCCAAAAACUGGAUUGGCGCAUCCGGUGACAGUAAUGAGCCUCCGAAACGAGACGGCCGCCUAUGGGAACAUGAUGAAACUGGCCAUUCUGGCGAACCUCUGGGGACUCCUGGUGCCCAGAAAUACGGAGAGGGAAAGACAGUCCCAACUCACCUGCGCAGUAGUCACAAACGAUUCGUGGACGACAUAAAGUGUGAUGCUUGUCUUGAAAAGAUACAUGAGAGAUGUGAGCAAUGCAGCGUCUUGAUGCAUUGUGUUGGAUGCCGGAAAACCCUCUGUUACAGUUGUGCAUAUGAUACACCCUACCCAAGGAGAAAGACAGCAUCUGUUGGUGAAUCGGCAGGAGAGACAUUCUGGUGGGCUCCAGGAGCCACCAUAUCCCCAUGUGCGAUGCAGGAGCCUUAUCAGCAAGCCGUUGGUCCCAAUACGGUCAACAACCAGAAUGGAAUGGCCAACUCUCCCGUUUACCCAAACCUGAAGCUACACUGGUGCUGCACUGAACCCAUGUUCACUGGUGGUGGUGGAAUAACGCUUGGAGUCGCUGGUCGUGAAGUUGACAGGGUACGGGCGGCUCCUCUUCCCCGUGGGCAAGGGUGGGAAGAUCCGGAGUACUCAUCGAAUGAAUGGAGCAAAAAUUUCCCAAAGUAUGCAUAUGGAGACCCGAAGAAGCCCGACUACACUCUUGCCGAAGGUCACACUGAGAUGAUGCGUUGGCUCCUAGGCCCAUCAAGUUGUCAAGUUUCAAGCUGCCCGCGCAAUUUGUGUCAGGACUGUUUUGAUUCCCCCCAAUGGAAGGUCCAUUGUAAGAGUUGUUCAAAGCCCUUGUGCAUGGAACACGAUUUACGGGGGUUGCGUCUUCGAAUAUGUGGUUAUCGAGACCUUCUGCUUGAAAAACUUGCUAUUGGGGAUGGACGGACACCUGCCUCGUCCGCUGCUUCGGCAACUUCUCCUGCCAGGCCUGCCUUGUCUACCUCGGCCUCGUAUGCGCCUUUGAGACUUGCUCCCCCUGAACAGAGCCAUGGCGGCGCUUCAAGCAGCAGUAACCCUCUACCAAAUGAAACAAACUCUUCAAUUCCAGCGACGGCAGCUAUGAAUGCCACUGACAAUCAAAAUGCCGACCCUGCCUCUUCCUCGACUUCUAACAAUCAUACCCGUUCUUCUACGCCCGCCUCUGUUUACUUUGAAGCAGCACCACAGUCGCGUAAAUGGCUUGGCUGCCAGUCGUUCUUCUGCCCACAGUUCCGAGCUGCCGGAGAUCACCGUCAGCGUUGUACAAGCGUACUGAGCGAAUGUACAUCUUGCUCUGUCCACGUUUGCCAAGAUUGCGUCGACGAGAAUCCGCCAUGCACUUGCUCGUAUUGUGAUUUGAACUACCUCUGUCCAAAUUGUUAUGUGACCAAGGAGCAGGAUGGCACUUGUCGCCGACUUGAGGAGGAACGUGCAAGACGAGAUGAGAAACAGAAACGCGACCUGGAGAUGUUUGAAGUUGCUCUCGAACGCAACCUUGCAAACGAAGUUGCCGGGUAUGCUGGGCAGUUUUUCAGUCAAGUAUACCAUACCGGGGAGCCUGUUCACAUGUCUGAGCAGCCGACGGAGAACGUUGGUGAAGCGCUUCCGCUAACUCAACUGGACGGGGCCACCAAUAGUCACCCUCCAGCCCAGCCAGGUGCUUCCCAGCAUACUGCCACUUAUGAUGACGAUGACAACGGUCCAGCCGGUAGUGGGUCAGAACAUACUGAAAUUCUGGGUGAUGAUGCUUAA